This is a messenger RNA of Symbiodinium sp. CCMP2592, 639 nucleotides long. The record is from the annotation of a GenBank genome assembly. NCBI's taxonomy places the organism in Eukaryota, Dinophyceae, Suessiales, Symbiodiniaceae.
AUGUCUUUAGUUAUGUCAGAUGAGCUUUCGCAUGUGGACUUGCAGCGGAUGCUGCAAGUCACAGAGUAUGAGAACAAGGACGAAAUACGAGUUGCAGAGCUGCGUGGCCGAGCUGCAUAUUGUGAUGCAGAGGCUGCCCGUGAGCGUGCCUCUUGUAAGAGGAUGCUUUUGGAAGCCAUGCUAAAAGUUCCUACGCCACAGCAGAAAAGGGCAUGUGUGCCUCGGGAUGCUCAGCUCCUCACUGCGCAGCGUAUUGAAGCUCACGAGGGGGCAUGUGUGCCUCAGGAUGCUCAGCCACCAUGGACUGAGCUCCCUGAGCCACUCACCAUGCAGCAUAUCGAAGCUCACGCGGAUAGCUUUGAUUGCCGGAGUACUGUCAUAUGGCCAGUCCCUAUGCCGAUGCGGAUAUACAAAAAGCCAAGGCCUGCCGCCACAAGAGUGCCGUUUUUCUAUCGGUUCUUUCCAGAUGCUCCGACGACCUCCGAAGAGGAGCAUGUUAUCACGAUGUUAGAAGCAUCAGGUGUGCACAACUUGCUGCGAGAAUUCGCUGAGCAGCUCUUGGAGUUUGCAGAGACAGUCGUUCAAAAUGAGUUACAAGAGAUUGCACGUGAACAGUAUGAACGACAGCAGACAAAGUAG